This is a messenger RNA of Prunus armeniaca (apricot), 720 nucleotides long. Lineage: Eukaryota; Viridiplantae; Streptophyta; Magnoliopsida; Rosales; Rosaceae. The record is from the annotation of a GenBank genome assembly.
AUGUUUCCUUGUGUGAGGCUUGGCUCCAAAUUUGUCAUUGUCCCGUGUCAGGCAAUGAGGUCGACUCGUAUGGAAAUGACAUUAUCUAGUAGGUGGAAAAUUCUCAAUAAAGAGUUGGGAAAAUGGAGGGAUGCUUUGGCAAAAGCGAUGGACAACCAUAGAAGCGAGGAAAAUCUUAGUAAUGAGAUGAUUCAAGCACAAAUGUGGUUUGGUGCAACUGGGCAAGGCAAAAACAGUUUCAACCAUCAUGAAUGUUGGGAGGUGGUGAAAAAUUGCAAAUGCUUCAGAAUUAUUCCCACGGGUCCUGCCGUUAUGUUAAACGAGACGCCACUCCGUGAUUCAAUGACAUCGGAUUCACCUAUCGAUUCCCUUAUGAGUCAAGACUCACCCAUUGAAAAGGAGCCGAGGCCCAUUGGCCGAAAGGCUGUGAAGGCAAAGAAAGGGGAAAUUGCAAGCCAGAGCGCCAUAAGAGUUGAAAUGGAACAGAAACGCCAAGAGAACGAGAUGGCAAUGCGAGCAGAAUAUGCACAAGAAAGGGAGUAUUUGCGCAAAAAAGAGAUGGACAAGACGGAUCGGGAAACCAUGGGGAUGGAUACAAGCCAUAUGUCCCCUAAAACAAAACAAUUUUGGAAGCUAGAACGAAGGGAUGUUAUAAGAAGAAGACUUUUCCAGGAUGAUAGGCCUAGCAACACGAAUUGGUUAAAUGAUCAAAACCAUUAA